AUGGCGUCGCGGCGCGGUGUCCCGGCGGGGACGCCGCGACACUUCGCGACGAUGUCGGCGCGCGACGCCGAGACGCGCGCGCCCGCGACGGCGCGAGGCGGAACCGCGGUGCCGGCGCACGUGUUGGAGGCCAUCUACGGGACGACGACGACGACGACGACGACGACGACGACGACGACGAAGACGACGGUGGUUGAGACGGCGACGAAAGCGGCGCGGUACGACGAGAGUUUGAAGACGUGGUGGCGCACGUACAGCGAACGGAAGAACGAUGAGGAGGAGGAACACGUGGCGGAUAGUUUGCUGUACGAUUACAGACAUCUGCCGAGGACGACGCCGGCGCCGAACUUUCGAGAGGAUCGAUUGGCGCCGACGUCGACGAAGGAGACAAAGGAGACAAAGGAGACAAAGUGA
This is a messenger RNA of Ostreococcus lucimarinus CCE9901, 414 nucleotides long. RefSeq lists its product with no specific name. The coding region runs from base 1 to 414 and encodes 137 amino acids. The record is from RefSeq and is a predicted model, not a curated record. Lineage: Eukaryota; Viridiplantae; Chlorophyta; Mamiellophyceae; Mamiellales; Bathycoccaceae. The transcript has a single exon.